GCCGGCCGGCCGGGACACACGUGUCGUUUCUCGCUGCCCGACGCGAUUCGAGCACAUGUUGAGUGAAUUUUCGGCAUGUUGAUGUCGUGAAUUGGCAAAAUGGACUUCCAGAGUGCAAUGGAGACGUUUGCGGAGGCGUGGGCUGCGGCCAACACCGUCAAGUCGGAGGUACCAAGCGAUCUUUCACAAAGUUUAUCAUCAGAGCUUCGUCACAGCAAGACGCCGCCACGUCGCUCGCCGGAUGAGCGCUCAGCACCUCGUCCACCAUCCGCGCCGGUACACCACGACCGCACUCCCCACACGCCGCAUCUGUCCCCCAAGAAGGAGGCCUUCAACAACCUGCUCAAUAAAGGCAUUUCGGGCAAAACCUUGCCCGUACAUUGCGUGGUAGAAGCAGUGUCUUCACUAGAAGAAGACGUGUGGCGUCGACGAGCGGUAGUGGAAACUGACAGCUACGUCAUUAUUCCAUCUGCCACCGCGUUUCAGGACCUAGUGCCUGCUGCCAUGCUAAGGCUUGGGUACCCUCAUGAACUUGCUGCUUCUGCUAAAGGAUCAGUAGUCCUAAAUAACUGGAAGCCGCUACCUUUCGAGAAGAUCUCCGAUGGGCCCAGGGCAACGGUAGGCGAAGUCCUUGGUGAAUUGACGACUGUGGUCACACUCAGGAUCCAGCUGUUGAGGCCUCGACCUACUCCCCUUCAAGACAUAAAGGAUAAACUGUUAAGACUUCUAUUGGUACAGAGCAGGCCUCUUUUGAUGUCCACUGGAUGCCCUUUGGAUGAAGUGACAUUGGCGCAAAUAUGCCGAGGACAGGACAGGACAGCGGGGCCUCAUAGUUUCCAUGAACCAUCAGAAGAAAUGCGCCGCAAGUUUGAGUCCUGGUGGAGUGCACAGGUGUCACCUCGGCCGCCACCUUUUAGCCCUCGACGUUAUCCAUCACCGGGCCCAAAGAACCGAUCGCCUACUCUUAAUUCAAUACCGGAUCAUUUACAUCCAGCACUACAAACAGUUCAAAGUCAGUAUCCUACACAGAAAACUAGAAUGCGAACAAGUUUCGACCCGGAACUAGAACUACCGAAAUUACAACGAUGGUUUGCUGAGAACCAGCACCCAAGCAGGCAGCAAAUUCAGCAGUACGUGCGAGAGUUGAACAACUUGGAGUCGCGGCGCGGUCGUAAACCGUUAGACGUUAAUAAUGUCGUGUAUUGGUUUAAAAAUGCCCGCGCUGCUCAAAAGCGUGCCGAGUUACGUAAUAUAGGUGGACUAGGCCAUCUAGGAAUGAACGGGUUUAACAGCAGGAGUCACAGUCCAACCAAUGGUUCUCUAAUGGUUGGAAAUGACAGCUAUGCUUCUCAAGAUCACAGCUCAAUGAAAAGCCCGUUGCAACUUAGUCCCAAUAGAUACCCUAUGUCCGUGAUGUCUGAGGAUAACCUCUCAAAUGCUGGAUCUGAUCUGGAUGAUGAUGGAGGCGAUCUAAACAACGACGACAGGCCAGAAAGUCCUGAUGCACCACUCUCGUUGAUCACUACAAAGAAGGCCAACAAUAAUCCGGAAGAUGUACCACAAGAAUCACCAAAGCAGUCAGAAACAUUAAAGGUACAUGACAUCAAACAAGAGCCCAGAGAUUUAAGCAAACCAGAACCAUCGAUCUCCCCGCAACGUUCACCAACAAAAAACAGUAACAGCUCCCCACAUAAUAAUAACAAUAACAACAAUAAUAAUGAAGAUGAAAACGGUAUCAACGAAGAACAUGACAACGCAUCUGACGAUGAUGUCAUUCAGGAGAGACACUAUCGUCAGAGUUCUCCACAUCUUGAUAGUUUGCCAUUUCCCAUGGUCACAAACCAUCCAAUGUUUGGGCAUGGUAUCAUGUACAUGAGUCGAUACAUGAGCGCGUUUCCAGGAGUAGGGCCUGUACCUGGCGAGGGAGCAAGUGGCCUGAAUCUCGCACUUGCAGGAGCUUCAGAUGAGCGUCGCAAGCGUAACCGUACAUUCAUUGAUCCCGUCUCUGAAGUGCCAGUUCUUGAGCAAUGGUUUUCCAUGAAUACGCACCCCUCACAUAAUUUGAUACUGAAAUAUACAGAAGAGUUGAACAAAAUGCCCUACAGACAGAAGUUCCCAAGGCUUGAGUCUAAAAACGUUCAGUUCUGGUUCAAGAACCGAAGGGCGAAAUGUAAGAGGUUGAAAAUGACUCUGUACGAGCCGUCGUCACCUGGCCACUACUCCCAUCCUGGACAUCCACACGCGAUUGCCGAGAGAAAAUUGGUGUGAAUUAAAUUAUUUGGACGCCAGUAGUUCGUCAAAAAUUAAUAGUGUUUGUGAUGUCGGCAAAUCAACACGAAAGACUGAUCUGGAAUCAUAUUAAUGGUGUUAAGUGCCAUGUUAGUAUUAAAGACGACGUUUCAAAUUUAAUCAUUUCGUAUUAUUCAGGACUCUUAUUGUUACGAUUGUAGUUCACAUAGAUUAGCUUUAUAAAUGCAUCUCAAAACUGAUGUUAUUGUAAGCAUAAUGAUCAUAGUACCAUUUAUUAUUAAAGAAACGAUCACAUCGUAUCCUUGUAAAUAUAAGUAGUUGUACAAAAUUUAUGAUAUUAUCCUAUUAAAAGACACAUAACAUCUGUUUGUGAAUGAAUCUCAGAAUAUUACUCCCGUAUUUGUAUAUAGGUAAUUAUUGAUUCAAUUUUAUUUAUUGCCUGUAGUAGUUUAGUUAAAAAUCUGUUGAAAUUAUUGAUGAUCGUAAAGGGAAACUCUCACCAAAAGUUCCAUUUAAUAGUAACUUAAGUAUAGGUAAAGUAGGCAAAGUAAAACUUUAGCAUCGUAUUCAACGUUAUUAUGUAAAAAUUUAGAUAAUGUCAGUCAUUUAGUAAUAGAUGAUAUUGGUAGCUGAAGAAAUAGGUUCUUGGCCUAUAAUUUAGUAAAUACAGAGUAAGUAACAAACAGUGGAUAACUUGCUUCUUUGUGAAUUUUCGAAUAUACAGUAUUUUUUUGCUUGAGCACGAAGUAAUUUUCCAAUUGUUUACUCUUUAUUGUAAGUGGUCUAUAUGUCUGCGGUUCGAAAUAUGUACAUUUAUACCAUGUAUAUGUAACAUACCUUAAAAGGAUAAUACAGUAUACGCACAUUCCUUUACAUUGUUACAAUAUUGCUUCCUCGGUCCUUGGUUAGUGUUUAUUAUUUAAAAAUGUAAGAUACAAUUUAUUUUUAUUACAAUCAAAUGAUGCGGUGUCCGAGUAAAUUCUUAUUUUUGUUCUUCCCUUAUAAACCAGCAAAUAAUUUGUGUGAAUAGUAAAGAAAAUAAUUUGUUUUAACGGUAAGAUUGCCGUGUUAAGAAAUUUCACUAUUGAAACAAAUUAUUGCCGAAUUUUCUUUUUGAACUGUCGAAUUUCUACUUGGUUUUUUCGCUGUGCAUUUUCAUCUGAGUUUUAUACAUUUGUUAGAAAAGUCGAUGUUAUGUUAUAAUGAAAUAAUGCAAUGUGCAAGAAGUAAAACU
Messenger RNA from Hyposmocoma kahamanoa, 3484 nucleotides. RefSeq lists its product as uncharacterized. Bases 100 to 2268 code for a protein of 722 amino acids. The transcript has 6 exons. Gene Ontology annotation, biological process: chromatin remodeling; regulation of transcription by RNA polymerase II. The record is from RefSeq and is a predicted model, not a curated record. Lineage: Eukaryota; Metazoa; Arthropoda; Insecta; Lepidoptera; Cosmopterigidae. Gene Ontology annotation, molecular function: DNA-binding transcription factor activity, RNA polymerase II-specific; RNA polymerase II cis-regulatory region sequence-specific DNA binding.